Molecule: messenger RNA, 1086 nt
Organism: Schizophyllum commune H4-8
Lineage: Eukaryota; Fungi; Basidiomycota; Agaricomycetes; Agaricales; Schizophyllaceae
Exons: 1
Coding region: 167-598 (143 amino acids)
Source: RefSeq, a predicted model, not a curated record
AGUGGUGCAGCUCGUCCGGCACGGACUGGCGCGCGCUGUCCGGCGCAAGGAUGUGGCGCACUUUGUCCGGCGCGAUGUCGAUGUACAUCGUCGGGGCGCGCGGGCGAGCGGUCCUUGUUGCGGUCCAUCCUGGGGAAACGAUGUCGAUGCCCAUCCUCGGGAAACGAUGUCGAUGCCCAUCGUCGGAGCGCGCGGGGGAGCCUUCUCCUUUCGUCAUUCCCUCUCUCCCUCUCCUUUCCCCGUCGCGGCCACCUCCCCGUCGCGGCCCCCUCCCCGUCGUGGCCCCCUCGCAUCACUCCUGACCCCACGUCCUUCCUCCCGCUCACCACACCCCUCUUCCCUUCGUCCGCAUCCACCGCGCCCUGCUCUCCCCUCUACCGCGCGCCGCCUUCGCCACCACUUCCCAUGUCCACUCUCUCGCCACCCCUCCCUCCUCUCCCAUCCUUCUUCGCCUCGCGCUUCCCGCUUCCGCCCCCCAGGCCUCUUCCCCCAUAGGGCACGCAGUCGUUCCCGACAAAGUAGACGCCCGCCUCGCCCCAGCGGUGCCGAUGCGCGCCUCAUCCAACAGUGCCGCCGCGCGACCCGCCCGACAGUGUAGACGUGCGCCUCAUCGUCGACGUCGGACGCGGGGGUGCACGCAUCGACGGACGCCGAGGGAGGGGGGGGGGUUACACAGUGUCGGACGCGGGGGGAGGGAGUGCGCGUCGUUGGACAUGGAAUGACAGCGCACGUCGCCGUGUAUUAGACGAUCGCGCACGUCGUCAGGAAUUCCACGAAUUCUGGCCAGGGAUGCGUCCUAGGGGAUGGAUGUAUCUUCCCCCUCUCCCCUCCUGGGUGGCGACAUAUCCCCAUCACCCCUGCUCUUCUUGCCCCCUCCUCCCUGGCGAUGUAUCCUCCCCUCUCCCCCAAUCCCAGGCAACGUACCCGCCCUUCCCUCUCCCCUCCCUCGUCCUUCCCCACUCCUCUCUCAUGCUCACUCUCUCCACUCUUCCCUCCUCUCCCAUGGUUUCUCCCCUAUCCCUACCUCCACCGCGCGCCACUACCUUCGCCUCGCGCGCCCUCCACGCGCUUUCCUCUUCCCGCUUC